UAAAAAAUAUUUAUUUUUGUUUCAUAGUUUUACAAAUGGCUUCAUUGUAUUACAGUCCUCAAACUUAUGCAAUGAAUUCCCAAAGUAGAAUACCAACGAGAAUAAACAACACAAAUGCAGGAAAUAGUCCAGCUAAUCGGCAUCAUAAUGGUGGAUUUACUCAGAUACAAAAAGAAAAAACUGAUUCAAUAAAUAAUUUGUCACCCUUGCAGAAGCUUCAAAAAGAUUAUCAAGAAAAACUUCAGCUGGAAAAAGAAAGGAAAAUGACAUCUAUUUAUGACAAGUGGCGUGAAGAUGCUUUGAAAAGAGUAGAAAUGCAUUCUGGUAAUAGAAAUAAAAGACCUUCAAAAGAAAGUAAUUCUCGAAUUUUGAGUACAAAUGAAAGACAAUACGAGAAAUCUUCAGGAUAUUCUACAGCGUAUCAAAGAAGAAUUACAAAUUCUGCCCAAAACAAACAAUAUCCUCAAAAACCUCACAAAUUACCUCCCAUCAACAAUACACGAAAAGCUCGCAGCUUUCACACAGAAAGAGAAAGUCAAACUUCAGGAACUCCACCUGUUAAAAUCCGCAGUGUGGGACCUGCAACAGAGCAAGUUCAUCAUAUGCAAAAUGGAAACAAUAUGCAAGCCACCAUUGAUGAGGGCCAUGCAUCUCCGCCACCAAAUGUACAACAUCUUCGUUUACUUCGUGAGCGCAAGUUGAAACAAAGGAAAUUGAUAAAGUUGGAAGAAAAACGGCCAAAUUUACAAGACAGUCCUGGAUUUACUACCGAAAAGACUACGAAACGAAAACUAACAGAUUUUGAAAAGUGGCAGCAGCAACAAGAUGCCGAAAGAAUGGCAAGACUUGAAAAACACCAAAGGCAUCAACAACCUGUUAUUGGUUCUGCAGGAGAAUUUGACUCAUCGGAGUCUCAUUUCAAUAAAUCAAACAAAUUAUAUGCAAAACCACCACUUCAAUUUGCAGCCAGAAAACACAAAACCACGAACAGAGGUUUUGAUACCAACGGUGUUCAUACGAAGAGAUCAAUUUCUCCUGUUAUACAAAAACAAAAGAAUAAACAAUCAGGAAGACAAGAACCAUUACGACAAGGUUUUCAAAAUGAUAAUGAAAGAAAAAUUGCUGAACUUGAAAGACAGAUGAGACAGAAACAACUUGAUCUUGCCAGAAUGCGGGAGGUAGACAAAAGAACACGGUUGGACAGUGGAGGAUACGGAACAUCAGGAAGUGAAAAUGAUUCUGAAAAUGAACUCCUUUUUCUUACUUCUAAUGCACCAAGUUCCAAACCUAUGAAAGUCCCAUUAAGAAGAUUCAGGCCUUCAAAUCACAAUGUAUUAUCUGGCGAUGAAGAAGAUGACAAAUCAGAUGUUGGAUUCCAGAUGAAACCUGUUUUAGUACGAAGAGAUGCGAGUAGUGGAAGUAGUAGAGGAACACCAAAAAAGGAUAAAACACACGCCACACCAAUGCACCAAGUUAAACACAGUCAACGAAAUAAACUGUCACCUGACUUAAAAAUGAAACAAGAGAGAGAACCAGUGUCACGUCCUCCUAUAUCCCCUCCCCUAAUAACAACGAAAAAAUCGCCAAGAAAUACAGUGGCUCCAUAUUCACAAAGACAACCAGAUGAAGAGAAUGUUGCUAUACAUACUGUGCCUUGUAAAAUAUGUGGUCGAAAAUUUGCUGAUGAUCGUCUUGCUAAACAUUUGAAUGUUUGUAAAAAAUCCAAAAACAAAAAGAGAAAAGUUUUCGAUAUGACAAAAGCUAGAACACAAGGAACAGAAAUAGAAAAAUAUGCAAUACAGAAUGUUGUAACGAAAGCUAGAACCCCGCCUGUAAAAAAAUCAAACUGGCGAAGCAAACAUGAAGACUUUGUUAGGACAGUCAGAGAAGCGAAAAAGGCACAAAUCCAUCUAGCAAAUGGAGGAAGCUUGUCUGAUUUGACUCCUCCGCCACCAAUGGAAAAUCCAGACUAUGUACACUGUCAAUAUUGUGACAGAAAGUUCGAUCCUUAUGUUGCUCAACGACACAUUCCAAGAUGCAAGGAUAUAAAAUCAAGACCAAAACCUCCAAAGCGACGUGGGGUGUAAUAAAUAAUUACUAAAUUUGACAUUUAAAUCCACUUUAUGAGCUUACAUGAUCUGAAGCAGUAACCUUUAUUCUUAGUUAAUGCUGCUGAAGAUUUGUCGAUAAAUUAUGGAAGUUUAUGACCAUCAUUUCCAUAUCUGUAUUUUUUGAGACUGGAUUUCAGCAAUGGAAAUUUCCAGAACACUUAAUUUUAAACAUUUCUCUGUAUGUUGCUCAUAAAUACAAAAAUAAAGAACUUUCACAUAAUUUUAUUAAUAAAGCCAUCUUGCCUUUUUGUAAUUUAGUUUAAACUGUGAGCCAAUUAACAUCAAGAUCUUCCACGAUUUUUUAUGAUAUGAUCUUCCUUCCUCAAUUUAAAAAUUUAUUUUCUAACAAGCUGAACAAACUUUUUCAUCAUUGUUUUUAUGAUAUUUAAACAAACGUGGUUGUAUGCUUUUAUAUUCAGGCUGUUUGUUUUAGUUCAACAUAUCUAUAUACCUCGUGUCUGAACAAGUCUUCGUAUCAUUUAUAUUUUAAGGCAUCACAUGUAUAUUUCCCAUGCCUAACUAAAUGUACUGAAGACCUAUUAUCGGCAAAGGAACAAAUAUUUGUUUCUGACUUUUUAUGGACACUUGUAUAUCAAAUCAUUUUGUUUGAUUCCGAAAUAGUCUUCGAGAAAACAGAAGAACCUUACCCACAGGCACAGCUGUGUCAUUACAACUUCCGUAAUAGUACAUCAUUCCAUAAAUAUUCAUUUAUUUUUUUUACUACGAUUUAAUUUAUAUAUAUAAAUACUAUAUAUAGUUUUACAGUUGCUAUUUUGAAGGUAUUUUGCUGCAAUGUAUUCCCUCGUUUAAACGUUUUAUUAAAAGCAACCAUAUUUCUGUAA
Molecule: messenger RNA, 2953 nt
Organism: Styela clava
Lineage: Eukaryota; Metazoa; Chordata; Ascidiacea; Stolidobranchia; Styelidae
Source: RefSeq, a predicted model, not a curated record